This is a messenger RNA of Aplysia californica (California sea hare), 2472 nucleotides long. RefSeq lists its product as uncharacterized. NCBI's taxonomy places the organism in Eukaryota, Metazoa, Mollusca, Gastropoda, Aplysiida, Aplysiidae. Bases 1 to 1032 code for a protein of 343 amino acids. The record is from RefSeq and is a predicted model, not a curated record. The transcript is spliced from 3 exons.
AUGGAGACCCAGGGCGCGCGUCCCCGGCAGGUGGCGCGGCGUAUGGAGAAGAUGCUGUUGGUGAACCACAGGGAGGAACAGAGUCUGAGGCGGCGUCUGGCCGACAUCACCAGCUACAGCUACGAGAGGGGGAGGGAGCUGGAUAGAGAGACCAGGAAGAUCCCGGACCUACUACGGCGUGAGUGUCCUCGCUCCGCCCAGACAGUAGACCCCGUGACCGGCUAUCUGCUGCGAGAAUACCGCCGGAACUCCCUCGUCAUACCCGCCAUCUUGUCUGCCCUACAGAAGGACCCAGACGACUCCGCCAACGACGAAACUCAAACUCGUGACGUCAAUAGCCCGGAAAAGAAGCCAAAACGUGAUGGAAAACGUCCCGGAAGGAAUAAAUAUACCCGAAGUCCUCAUCAUCGCAUGUCAGGAGAAGAUGAAGCGGAAGUUGAUUUUGAAGAAUACGAAGCCGGGAAAGUUACGGGACUUGUUCGUGACAUCACCAAACUUCGCACGGAGAUGUCGAUGAAUAAGAAAGUGGACGCCGUUAGGACUCGGGCGUCGUUCAGAGAGUUGCUGCGUGAUGUGCAGGAGAGAGAGCGGGCUUCCGGUGAGUCGGACACGUACACAGACGGCACAUGCUCACUGCUUCGGCGGAAGAUGCACAAGAUGAGGCGCUACGACGACCAUGACCUUGCUCUGGAAAUAGGUUCUCAAGGCUCUCUGCAGCUCAAAGUUCACGCGCCCCCUCAGGGUGUGAAAUCGAAACUGCACAGUACGAGUCCCGCCCACUCGUCCCAGAAACUUCCAGCACUCCCGGUGAACAGAAGUCACACAGCAUCAGGCGGUCACAGUAGACAACAGAGUGACCCGGAAGAGGAGAUGAGGCGACUCCUUGAAGCCCAGGAACGCCACCAGACGGAGCUGCGCGUUGCCAAAGAAACAGAGAAAUACCGGUACAUCCAAAAGAAGAUAGGAGAUUUUCUCGAAAAGAACAAACGAAAAGUAGCGUUACCGUUGCUAUUGGACACGGGCGACUCAUGACCCUCUGACAAUGAACAAAAUCUACGCAAGAAUGUGAACCAGGAAUAGACAAACUCUUCACAAGCAGAUGCACUUUUGUUUUCUACUGUGGAAUGUGGCAUUUAACUCUUUGAUCUUUCUUGCCUGGCAUUUCAUUAUUCAUCCACUAAUAAACUGACUCUUAGAAAACGUGCACAGAUAUUCUGCGUUUAUACGAAACCUCUUUUGUGGCAGCACUCGAGUGCCUUCUUUGGAACAACCAUAACUCUGACGACCUUUAAUCAAGUAAAAAUGAGUGACUGACCUCUCAAAAUGAACGGGAAACGCUUUCAGGUGACAUAAUCUUAAUCCCUGAGCUGACAGACAAAUAGAAGCUUUAGCUUGACUCGGAACGUAUAAUAAUUACUAUCAUGUCUUCUUGGUACAUGUAUCCGCCACAACCUCUGACGACUUCAAUGAGGUAAAAUGAGUGACUGACCUCUCAAAAUGUUUGUUAUAUUUUCUGAAAAUUGUACACCUGCAUCUUAUCUGAACAAGAAAUGCUUUCAGAUAACAGAACUUGUCCUAUAUACUAGAGAGAAAAACAAACAUCUCAAGCCUAAAUAAGAUGGAAUGCAUUUGCCUUCUUGGACAUAGCCUUCACUUUGACAAUGACAAUUCUUUUCGUAAAAAUGAAUAAGUGUCCGUUUAGGAUGUCCAAUUUGUCUGAAAAUUGUAUACCUGCAUCUUUUCUGAUCAUUUAAACGCUUUCAGGUGAUAAAAUUUAAUUUUGAUUCUUGGGCUAAACAAGAAAGGACAUCUCAAACAUGACUAACAAUGCGAGUAUUGCAUGUGCCUUCUUGGAAACCGCCAUAAAUUUGACAAGACUCUAAUUAGAAAUGAGUGAGUGACCGCUCAAAACUGUCGUGUCGUCUAAAAACGGUAUAUUUGCAUCUUUUCUGAUCAUGUAACGAUUUCAAAUUACAAAAUGUUGAUCCCUGAGCUAACCGAGAAAUAGCAGUUGAAGCUUGACUAAGAUCCAUGUAUGUGCGUUCUUGAAAACGGCUAAGGCCUUGACAUUCCUGAGGUGCGCUGGCGAUCUCUCAAAAGUAUGUUCGUGUGGUUAAAAAAAAAAGUCUACCGUAGGCUUGCACCUUUUCUGAACGUAAAACGUUUUCAGAUUACUGAAUUUUGACCCUUGCUCCAGAAAUGGAAGCUGAUGCUUGACUAAAACUAAAAGGUAGAAAAAAAACCUGUAACUUCCUUUUUUGAGACAUUGUGUCUUUUACGAUGGAUAAGUCGGUGGACGUGGUUACGACUGUCCUUUUGUCCUAUUUCUUUGAUACUAUAUAUAGUUUUUCAGUUCAAAUAUACACAUAACAAAUUCAAAUGCCGUAUAGAAAGACCAAAUUGCACCUAACAAAUCCAAAUAUACAAAUGACGUCAUUAAAAGCCCUAAUACAACAAUAACAAGUUCAAAUG